Molecule: messenger RNA, 2558 nt
Organism: Amphimedon queenslandica
Lineage: Eukaryota; Metazoa; Porifera; Demospongiae; Haplosclerida; Niphatidae
Product: ABC transporter B family member 25-like
Exons: 18
Coding region: 34-2463 (809 amino acids)
Biological process (GO): oligopeptide export from mitochondrion
Cellular component (GO): mitochondrial inner membrane
Molecular function (GO): ABC-type oligopeptide transporter activity; ATP binding; ATP hydrolysis activity
Source: RefSeq, a predicted model, not a curated record
CAUUGGCUCUUCAUUGAAGCAUAGUUUGAUACUAUGGAGCUCCCAGCCAACAUACAGGAGGUACCUCAAGGGAAAAGGAGACCUACAAAGUCCAUUUCCAACCUUCCCUUCCUUCGCUACACCACUCUAACCUCCAUUAUCAUUGCCGUUGACUCUCUGCUCUCUAUUUCUUUAUGGAUUGCUGGUGGUGAUAGCUCUUAUAUGGAGAAUAACGUGGAACACUUCUCUAUAUACGACUCUACCUUUGAUCUGGCCUGUAUAGCAGCUGUGAAAGGGCCUCUACUGAUUGCUUGUGUUUAUUAUUUAGAACAGUACACACUGACAGCAGCUUCUACUAUAAUAAGAUCUAAGGUUUCUUCCAGUCAGCGAUUAGCAAAAACCUGUCAAGUACUGUUCAUGUUACUCUCUCUAAUGUCGCUAGCUUAUGCCCUCACUAAAGGAACUCUGAUACUACUGAAGGACUCUGAAACAUCUCUUCACAUUACGUACAAGAUACUCUGUAUAGUGGGUGUGGUUAGCCCCACCCUAGAGAUAAUCCUGGGUCUUGCAAGUUUUUAUUUCAUGAGACGACUCAUUCACGUUUCAAGACUGAGACUGAUACUGGAUGAGAAUGAGAAUGAGUCUGGAGAGUCUAAGAAAAAGAAAGCCGAUUUAAAGCGACUCAUCAAACUUGCCAUACCUGAAUAUCCUCUUAUAUCUCUUGGAUUGGUAAUGCUCCUGAUUUCUAACUCAAUUCAAGGAAUUAUUCCUUAUAUAUUUGGAUACGUCAUUGAUUUGGCUGUUAAGAACCAAACAUUAUGUCAAGAGAUAUCAAGUGGUGUCAUUAAUGUCACUGGCCCAGUACCACACUGUAGCUUAUGGUUGAUGAGUAGAGAGGUGCUCGUUCUGGUUGGUUUGUUUCUUGUAGUGUCAGUGGCUUCAAUGUUUAGAGCUAUCUGCUUUACAUUAGCUGGGGAGAGAUUUGUGGCAAGGAUAAGGAAAAACUUAUUUGCUGCAAUAUUAAGACAAGAAAUGGGAUUCUUUGAUACAAACAGAACUGGUGAGCUUACCAAUAGACUAGCCUCAGACACUGCUGUCAUUCAAAGUGCUGUCACUGAGAAUGUCUCAAUAUUAGCUCGUUACACGCUACAACUGAUCAUAUCAAUUGGUGUCAUGUUUUGGAUUAAUGCACGUCUCACUGCCGUCCUACUCUCAGUCUUCCCUCUCAUUUCAAUAGCAGCUGUUUAUUAUGGUAGGAAGCUUAAAGAUUUAAGGAAGAAGUAUCAGGAUAAGUUAGCUCUGGCUAGCAGUACAGCUGAAGAGAGUAUCAGUAACAUUAGGACUGUGAGAGCUUUUACUAACGAGAUGAAACUAAUGACUAGUUAUAAUGAGGACAUUGAGAGGAGCUAUAGUCUAGGGAAGGUGAUAUCAUUCCUUAUUGGAGGAUUCUCUGGAGUUGUAUUUAUACUUAUCUAUAAUGCUUUGUGUUUGAUAUUGUGGUAUGGUGGAUAUCUAGUGUAUCAUCAGAAGCUAUCAUCAGGAGAAUUAACAGCUCUUAUGUUAUAUACACUAACUCUGGCUAUGUCUUUUGCUUUCAUUUCAAACGUUUACGGUGAAUUCAUGCAGGCUGUUGGAGCAAGCAUAAGAAUAUUUGAACUGAUGGACAGAAUUCCUUUGAUUCAAGAUGGAGCAUUAGUGAGACCAUCUUUUGAAGGAGAAAUUCUCUUCAAAAAUGUCUAUUUCACAUAUCCCUCUCGUCCAGAUGAGCCCGUACUCAAGGGUGUUAAUUUUAGUGUGAGGCCAGGGGAGAUGGUAGCACUGGUUGGUCCAUCAGGUGGUGGUAAAUCAACAAUUGUUAAUCUUAUUGAGCACUUUUAUGAUUUAACUGAUGGAAAUAUUCUAAUAAGUGGUCUUAAUGUUAAAGAUCUUGAUCCCUCCUGGUAUAGGAGACACAUUGGUAUUGUUAAUCAAGAGCCUGUACUAUUUGCCACGACAAUAAAGGACAAUAUUGCAUUCGGGAAAGAAAACGCAACUCAAGAAGAGAUUGAAGCAGCUGCUCUUCAGGCCAAUGCACACGAUUUCAUAAUGUCCUUUGAGGAGAAUUACAAGACACUAGUUGGUGAGAGAGGAGUUAGACUGUCCGGUGGUCAGAAGCAGCGUGUAGCCAUUGCCCGAGCUUUAUUACUAAAUCCAAAGAUACUUCUACUGGACGAAGCUACGAGUGCGUUGGAUGCUGAGAGUGAGUUUCUAGUUCAGGAAGCCAUUGAUCGUGCAAUGAUAGGCAGGACUGUGCUGGUAAUAGCUCAUAGACUCUCAACUGUGAGGAAUGCAUCAAAGGUCCUAGUCCUCAACGAAGGUUUUAUAGUUGAGGAAGGGACACACGAUGAGCUCCUUUCAUUUGAUGGCAUUUACAAGAAACUAGUCCUGCAUCAAUUGACAGCUGGAGAAGGAGAGGGACAAAGAAGAAAUAAUAAUAAUAUUUAAUGUAUCAUAUUUUUAAUCCAACAUUGCAAUAAAGUAAAGAAUAGAAAGAGUCUAUAUAUUUAUUUAUUUUUAUGCCACCAAUUUAGAGUCCUAGA